AUGACUGCAAGAGUCGUUACAAACCUGCAUUUUCCUCGUAUCAUAACACUAUAUAUCUUUUCAGAUUUAUCCAAAACUACCAACUUGAGGUCUCAGCUUGAUGGACAGCUAAAUGAAAACAAAGUAGUUCAAGAGGAACUGGAUUUGAUAGAUGAUGAAAGUGUGGUCUUCAAGUUGAUUGGGCCAGCCCUCAUUCGCCAAGAUUUAGAAGAGGCUCGACAGAAUGUCAACAAGAGAGUUGAAUACAUCACACAAGAAAUUAAACGCCACGACAAUACAAUGGACAAAUUAGAAAAGGAUGCAGAUGCCAAACGAGAAAGCAUUGGUAUGCUUCAGCAGCAAAUGCAGCAGAUGAUAAGGAAACAAAUGGGAAAAUGAAUUAUAAGAAUAAUGCUUUCCCUGAAAACAUUUGUUUUAAAUUAACUUGCUUUCCCUUGCUCGCCUAUAGAGCAGUGUGUGGAAUCAGUGACAUGAAGAAAUGUCAUUAAAAAAUCUUGCAGUACCCUUCCGAUGCAAGUUUCACAUUUUCAGCCUUUAUGGUUUUGAUACAGUAUAAUAAAACACUUGCCUGUCAUUUGUAGAAUAAAAUGCAUGUUAAAUUAAAACCAGUACUAUAUGUAUAUCUUGUAUAAUGCAAUCAUUUCAUCACAGAUUUGAAGUUUUAUUAUGUAAUCUGAUGAUUUUCCUGUUAACACUAGUAUUUACAGGUUAUGUUCCUACCACCUCGUGUAUCAAAUGCUCUAUUGCCAUUAUGUUAUGAAUAUUUUCGUUUUCUA
Molecule: messenger RNA, 776 nt
Organism: Cherax quadricarinatus
Lineage: Eukaryota; Metazoa; Arthropoda; Malacostraca; Decapoda; Parastacidae
Source: RefSeq, a predicted model, not a curated record